Messenger RNA from Chinchilla lanigera (long-tailed chinchilla), 1831 nucleotides. RefSeq names its product ribose 5-phosphate isomerase A (gene Rpia). Bases 47 to 1009 code for a protein of 320 amino acids. Gene Ontology annotation, cellular component: intracellular membrane-bounded organelle. NCBI's taxonomy places the organism in Eukaryota, Metazoa, Chordata, Mammalia, Rodentia, Chinchillidae. The record is from RefSeq and is a predicted model, not a curated record. The transcript is spliced from 9 exons. Gene Ontology annotation, biological process: pentose-phosphate shunt, non-oxidative branch; D-ribose metabolic process. Gene Ontology annotation, molecular function: ribose-5-phosphate isomerase activity.
CGAGCCAGGGGCGGGACAGCACCAGAGGCUGGAGCGAGGUGUCGGGAUGCAGCGCCCCGGGCCCUUCAGCACCCUCUACGGGCGGGUCUUGGCCCCGCUGCCCGGGCGGGCCGGGGGCGCGGCCUCUGGCGGAGGCGGGAACCUCUGGGGCCUCCCCGGCUCCCACGUGCAGCUGCCGGGGCGUGCACAGUCUGGGUCCGUUGGCGACACGGGAAGCACAGGCGCGCGCGGCCGGGUCUCCAGCAGUCUCUGCCCGGCUCGCUCCACGAUGUCCAAGGCCGAGGAGGCCAAGAAGCUGGCGGGCCAUGUGGCCGUGAAAAACCAUGUGAGGAAUAACCAAGUGCUGGGAAUCGGAAGUGGUUCUACAAUUGUCCAUGCUGUGCAGCAGAUCGCUGAAAGAGUGAAAGAAGAGAAUCUGAGCGUCGUCUGUAUCCCUACCUCCUUCCAGGCCCGGCAGCUCAUCCUGCAGUACGGCUUAACCCUCAGCGAUCUGGACCGACACCCAGAGAUUGACCUUGCCAUCGAUGGUGCUGAUGAAGUAGAUGCGGAUCUCAAUCUUAUCAAGGGUGGUGGGGGCUGCCUGACCCAGGAGAAGAUUGUGGCCGGCUAUGCCAGCCACUUCAUCGUGAUCGCUGAUUUCAGGAAGAAUUCAAAGAACCUUGGCGAUCAGUGGCACAAAGGAAUCCCUCUGGAGGUCAUCCCGAUGGCCUAUGUCCCAGUGAGCCGAGCUGUGACGCGGAAAUUUGGGGGUGAAGUUGAGCUUCGCAUGGCCGUCAACAAGGCGGGUCCUGUGGUGACAGAUAAUGGGAACUUCAUCCUGGACUGGAAGUUUGACCGGGUGCACAAGUGGAAUGAAGUGAACACAGCUAUCAAAAUGAUCCCAGGUGUGGUGGACACAGGCCUGUUCAUCAACAUGGCGGAGAGAGUCUACUUCGGGAUGCAGGACGGCUCGGUGGACAUAAGGGAGAGGCCGCGCUUGAUCCUGCAGGGAGCCGAACGCUCGCUUUGAGUCUCCAGCCAAGCCAAGGUGGACACGGUGCCUCCUGGAGCCUUCGCCUUAAUGUGUCUGUGCCGGGGUGGACAGCUGGCUGUGAGGAGGGGGCAGUGGAUUCAAUCCAGUCUUCUGAAGUAUUGUUGUUAUAUGUCUUUUUAAAGAGAUUUAAACAUAUAUAUAUAUAUUUUUACUAUUAAACAUACUCAGUUUUUUUAUAAAGUAGAACUUGAUUUCAUGUUUUAUAUAAAAUAUUUACCAAAAAAAAAUGGAGGGGGGUGGGGGGGACUGUCUUUGACAUUUUCGACUUGAGCCUGUUGGUUAAGUUUCUGAACAUUGGGGUUUUUUUGCGGAGAAAUAAAAUCAAAACUUUUAAGUCGGUGAAAUGAAGGGCCCAGCCAGCAGUGACCUCCUGAUGCCUUACAGGAAACUUUGUUUACUUCUCUGCUGCUUUCUGUUUUGUUUUGUUUUGUUUAGGUAGCUUUCAUUGUGAUCACGCACAAUUCCUACUUAUAUUUUAAGAAUCAAGUUUACAAAAAUCCGAGGAGAGCAGUGCAGUGUGUAGUGACUUGGAAUGCGAAUUAGCAGGGGGAAAACGUGGUAAUUUUGUUCCGAUGAAGGGGUGAGUUCUGAUCCCCGUGUUGGAAGCAGUUGGCCAGAAACACUUGCCAACACCGCCGAGCACUGCUGUGAAAUGUGAAGUACUCGUUUUUUUAAAGGUGAUUUUCUUUGUGUUGAUUUUUUAUGUUGUUCCUUUCGUGUUGCAUGGUUCAGUGUCCGAAGUCGUCACCUAUUUAUGUUGUUCGAAGGUUGAAAUAAAACCCUGUGGUGCCAUUUUGA